CCCAUACCCUGCACGCAACACCGCCACUGCACCUCUCGAGAUGGGGUCGCAGCGAGAUGGUGAUGGAAGUGUUGAUCGCCCAGCCAAGGCGAGGUGGUGCGCGGUGACCGGCGGCCGGGGGUUCAUGGCGAGGCACCUCGUGGCGGCCCUGGUCCGUUCCGGCGAGUGGAAUGUGCGGGUCACCGACCUCGCCCCUACCAUCGUGCUCGGCCCCGGCGAGAGUGAGGGCCUCCUCGGCGAUGCCCUCCGUGACGGCCGCGCCGUCUAUGCCUCGGUGGAUGUCUGCAACCUGGACCAGCUUAUAGAAGCUUUUGAAGGGGUAGAUGUUGUAUUCCACACAGCUGCUGCAGAUCCCGGCAAGAACAACUUGCAACUUCAUUACAAGGUCAAUGUGGAGGGUACAAAGAGCGUAAUUGAUGCAUGUAAGAUCUGUAAGGUGAAAAGGCUUAUACACACCAGUUCUAGUGCUGUUGUGUUUGACGGAGUUCAUGGACUUUUCAACGUAGAUGAAUCAUUGCCAUACCCAGAUAAGUUUCCUGAUGCAUAUGCACAAACAAAGGCAGAAGCAGAGAAGUUUGUCAUGAAGGCCAAUGGCAUUGAUGACCUUCUAACUUGCUGCAUACGUCCUGGCGGCAUUUUUGGUCCUGGUGACAUGAUUUUGCCAACUCUAGAUCAAUAUGGACAAACACUCUUUAUUAUUGGCGACGGGAAGAACUAUGAUGAUCUUGUGUAUGUUGAAAAUGUGGUCCAUGGUCACAUAUGUGCUGAUAGGACUCUUUCUACUAUGAAGGGUGCACAACGAAGUGGAGGGAAAGCCUACUUUAUAACAAAUAUGGAGCCAAUGAAUCUGUGGGACUUUUUAUAUAUGGUUCAGGAAGAACUUGGAUACAAAAGACUAUUCAAGAUAAGAAUACCUUUGCUUAUCAUCAAGCCCAUAAGCUAUUUGGUAGAGUGGGGGUACAAGGUUUUCUACCACUAUGGAAUGUGCCAACCUCAUAUUCUUACACCGGCAAGGAUUAAAUAUACGACACUCAAUAGGACAUUUAGUUGUAACAAAGCUAUUGAAGAACUGGGAUACAAACCUACCGUGACAAUCAUGGAUGGUCUAAAGGCAACAGUUGAAUCAUAUAUCCAGUUAAAGAAUAAAGAUAUUUCUAGAGAGAGGAAAUAAAAGGUUGUGAAAGAUGGAUUCAUGGUGACUACAUGAUGUGUUUCUUGCUGCGUACGUAAAAUUGCUCUCCAGGAUGACAUAAUAAGUGAAAGUUAGAGGUGUGAUGUCUCCACAAAUAAAAUUUUAGUGUUUAAAGUUACAAAUCUCUUGAGGUAGGCACAUAUAUAAUAUGAUUAUUGUAAUUUUGGGUAUGGAUCACCCGGUAACAAUCAGGCUUGUACUUAAGUAUCCUACCUACAAUAUAAAGGAUGUUAUAUUUGUCUUCAUGUGUGAAA
Setaria italica (foxtail millet) is the source of this 1446-nucleotide messenger RNA. Its product is annotated as 3beta-hydroxysteroid-dehydrogenase/decarboxylase. The transcript is spliced from 9 exons. Gene Ontology annotation, biological process: steroid biosynthetic process. Gene Ontology annotation, molecular function: 3-beta-hydroxy-Delta5-steroid dehydrogenase (NAD+) activity. The record is from RefSeq and is a predicted model, not a curated record. NCBI's taxonomy places the organism in Eukaryota, Viridiplantae, Streptophyta, Magnoliopsida, Poales, Poaceae. The coding region runs from base 41 to 1171 and encodes 376 amino acids.